GAUUAUAUGCUUGUGUAGUGUGGUAUUUCAUGAAAUGAACUUAAGAAAACUUGUUUCAUUGGUUUAAUUUGGAGGCCUGAUUUACAUUUGUGGGGUGUGGUUUUCAAAUUGCCUUUACUUGUAGUGGUUUUAACAAGUAAUGGUAUGUGGUAACAUGCAAUGUUGCUUGCUACACUCAUAUAGAAAUGCCAAUUUUCACUGGCUGGUAGUUUGUGUUUUUGUUAUUCUGUCAUUAAAAUCGAUGACACUAAGGAGAUAACUGAACAUGCUAGAGUUGUAAUGGAAAAACCAGAUAUUGAAAUUCAGCAACUCAGUUUUUUUGAUUUUGAACAAGGUCAAAUAGUUGAAAGUGGAGCUUUGUAAACUUCUAAACCUCAUGUAUGAGUAAAGCAAAUAGAUGAAAGUAACCCAAUCAUAUUGUAGGGGUGUCGGACAUGCAAUUUUAAGAAAAUAGUAGGUUCUCAUUGAUUGAAGAAAACAAUUUUAAUUUCUGUUUUCUGUUAUUCUUUUCACUAAUACUACAAAAAUGCUACUUUUUUUUUCCCACUGAGUUUCAUGUUAGCAAACUGUAUGGAAAAGGGUGAGAUUUUGUUGUUGUUGUUGUUUCAUUGAUUGUACAUAUUUUUUGGAAAUAGGAAAUAAACUUAAAACAGGACAUUUUUUUUAUAAUUAUUAAUGAAAAUGGGAAAUGAACUCAAUAUUUUCUCAAACCAAACAGACUCUUAUAUCAUUAAAAACUGCAUUUGUGAGGUUAAUUACCCCUCUACCCUAAAUGGAAAUCCCGAAAUACCACAUCUCCAAGCAUUUGUCAUGUGGCCUUGAUUCAUUGAUUGUCUUUGUUGCAGUAAAAUUCAAGUGGAUAGUUAUCAUGGAGUCUUUUUAACUGCAUUGUAGUCAAGAAUUUAUUCAUGAUUUGUAAAAGAUGUGAUUAUGGUUGAUGUUUUUAUGAACAUUGGUACUGAUAUAUGUAGCAGGUUAUGUAAUGUAAUUUGUGUAUUUAUAAAAUUAUGCUGAUUAACGCAUUUUUUUCCCAACAGUGCCAUAAAUUUAUAUCGUUAUAUAGGGGCCACAUAGGUAAAAACUUGUUACCUCAGUUCUUACUGAUGUUCAUAUCCUUCAUAUGUUUUCUCAAUGUGACAGAUGAACUGAUUCUGAAUAUAUAUAACUCAAGUUUUAAAAUUCAAGCCAACAUGAAUCCUGUAAUACCAUGCUCUAUUGGUAAUGUUUCAAUUAUUCCUGGAUUCACCUAUUCAGCAAGGAAGAAUAACACUAUAACAAGACUCAACUUGUCACGGGGCACUGUAAAACCUGGAUCAUCAUCUUGGAGAUUUCUUUUACCUUCAUUUGUUGCCAGCAGAACGUUUCCUCAAAACAAAAGCAUCGGCUCUUUUCAUAAGAAGUCCAGAACCUCCAUAUCUGCCACAGAAACAGAUGUAGCAGUGGAGGAACCAGGUCCACCUGUUGCAGAUGAAGAUUCUGGUGAAAUUUCUUCAAAUGAAAUUGGAAUAAGUGAAGAUUCAUCUUCUAAGUCUGAUGCCAACCCUGAUACAGCUAAAGCCAAGCGUUCAAGACCUGCAAGGAAAAGUGAGAUGCCUCCGGUAAAGAAUGAGGAUUUGAUUCCUGGGGCAAGUUUUACUGGGAAAGUAAAAUCUAUCCAGCCAUUUGGUGCCUUUGUUGAUUUUGGUGCCUUCACAGAUGGCCUUGUUCAUAUUUCAAUGUUGAGUGAUAGCUAUGUUAAAGACAUUGCAAGUGUUGUUUCUGUAGGCCAAGAAGUUAAGGUGAAACUGAUUGAAGUGAAUAAUGAAACUCGGCGCAUUUCUCUCUCUAUGCGUGAAAAUGCUGACACUGGUAAUCAACGAAAAGAUGCACCUGCCAAGACCGAGAAAGCUGGAUCUGGGAAGAGGAGCAAUUCAAAACCCAGUUCAAGGAAAGAUAAUGUGAUGAAAAGCACAAAACUUGUCAUAGGGCAGCUACUGGUUGGUUCAGUGAAGAAUCUGGCUCGGAGUGGUGCUUUUAUAUCUCUUCCUGAAGGGGAGGAAGGAUUUCUACCAAUAUCCGAGGAACCUGAUGAUGGAUUUGAUAAUGUUAUGGGAAACACUAGGUUGGAGGUUGGUCAAGAAGUUAAUGUACGUGUUUUGCGUAUCAAUAGAGGACAAGUAACAUUGACUAUGAAGACGGAGGAAGAUGCUACAGAUUCGAGUACAACAUUUAACCAAGGAGUUGUCCAUACUGCAACAAACCCUUUUGUGUUGGCUUUUCGUAAGAACAAGGAUAUUUCUUCUUUUUUGGAUGAGAGGGAGAAACCUCAGAGUGAAGUUCAAAAGCCAUUACCUGGAACAACUUUGGAAGAAAUUAAGGAAACUGUCAAGCAAGGGGAAACUGUUCCUGACGUACAGGGUGAACCAGUAAGCAGCAAGUUGACAGACGAUGUUCCCCCUGUAGUCAAACAAAAUGCUGAAGGUGAUAUUUCUGCUAUUGAAACCAGUUCAACGAUUGGCUCUGCAACAGCUAUUGUGGAUGAUGAAAGUAACCAAGUUAGCAAUGUUUCUAGCCCAACAACAGGUGUAGAUACUCCCUUGGAGAAGGAAGAAGAGGCAGUUUCUGGAAGUUUGACUCCUGAAGAGGAUACACCUACUGUAAAUCCAACAAUUGAGGAAGCUAUUCAGACAGAGGUCACAACAAACGAUUUGCAAACUGACUCACCUGUUGAAACAGCUACCGAGAACGUAAUAGAAAGUGGAGUUGACGUAAUUGUCACAGAAGAUGAGAAACAAUCACAAGUUCCUGAUGCAGUGGAAGAAUUUGCAGCUGCAGUACUAACUGAUACUGAUGCAGUUGGACCUAGCCCUGAUGAAAAUGGUACUAUUACUGAAUCAGAUAUUGCAUCGAGUGCCCCAGCCCUGCAAGAAACUUCAGCAACUGAUGACGUUGGAGCAGUUCCUGAGAUCAAUGAUGGUGACACUAGUUUGAGUGGCGAGUUGUCUCCUGAGGGAAGCUUGAAUAAAGAUGAAACAGAAGAAAAUGAUCAAGUUCCUUCUCCAGAAAGUUCUGCCACUGAAGUAGUAAAAACUUCCACUGAUAACCCUGAAGAAGAAUUGACCAAGCAGACUCCUGUCACAGAGAAUGAAAAUUUGUUUACCUCACAAGUUGAAGAGAAAGAGAUUGCGGUUGUAUCUGAGAAAAAUAUCAGUUUAUCUAAUUCUGAUGGACAAGCUGUCGCUACUUCAGGGGAAGGCUCAAGUAAAGCAACUAUAUCUCCCGCACUCGUGAAGCAACUUCGGGAAGAAACAGGAGCUGGAAUGAUGGACUGCAAAAAAGCUCUGUCAGAGACUGGUGGAGAUAUUAUUAAAGCACAAGAGUACCUAAGGAAAAAAGGCUUAUCGAGUGCAGAAAAGAAAGCAAGCAGGGUAACUGCUGAAGGAAGGAUAGGUUCUUACAUCCAUGACAACAGGAUAGGUGUUUUGGUAGAAGUAAACUGUGAGACAGAUUUUGUCUCCCGAGGUGAAAUUUUUAAAGAUCUUGUUGAUGAUAUAGCCAUGCAAGUGGCUGCAUGCCCUCAAGUAGAGUAUCUUGUUACUGAAGACGUUCCUGAGGAAAUCGUUAAGAAAGAAAAAGAGAUAGAAAUGCAGAAAGAAGAUCUUUUGUCAAAACCAGAGCAAAUAAGAUCAAAGAUUGUUGAAGGGAGGAUAAAUAAAAGACUAGAGGAGCUGGCAUUGCUUGAGCAGCCCUACAUUAAGAAUGAUAAGGUAGCAGUAAAGGACUUGGUCAAGCAAACUAUUGCUACUAUUGGAGAAAAUAUUAAAGUUAAGAGGUUUGUGCGAUUCAACCUUGGAGAGGGUUUAGAGAAGAAAAGUCAGGAUUUUGCUGCUGAAGUAGCUGCACAAACUGCAGCAAAACCCACACCUACACCAGCACCUACACCAGCAGACGAGCAACCUGCUGUUGCAGAAGCCAAGGAGACAGAGCCAACGAAACCAACAGUAGCAGUCUCAGCCUCAUUGGUUAAGCAAUUGAGGGAAGAAACUGGAGCAGGGAUGAUGGACUGCAAGAAAGCUCUAGCUGAAACUGGAGGGGAUCUUGAAAAGGCCCAAGAAUACCUGAGAAAAAAGGGUCUUUCCUCUGCCGACAAGAAAUCGAGCCGGCUAGCAGCAGAAGGCAGAAUUGGUUCAUACAUUCACGAUUCACGCAUUGGCGUUCUCAUUGAGGUGAACUGCGAAACUGAUUUUGUAGGUAGAGGUGAGAAAUUCAAGGAAUUGGUUGAUGAUCUUGCAAUGCAAGUGGUGGCCAGCCCACAGGUGCAGUUUGUAUCCAUUGAAGAUGUUCCGGAGACUAUUGUGAACAAAGAAAAGGAACUUGAAAGACAGAGAGAGGACCUUCUUUCAAAACCAGAGAACAUCAGAGAAAAAAUUGUUGAGGGAAGGGUCUCUAAGAGGCUCGGGGAGCUUGCACUUUUAGAGCAGCCUUUUAUCAAGGAUGACAGUGUUUUAGUGAAAGACUUGGUGAAGCAAACUGUGGCUGCACUAGGAGAAAACAUCAAAGUGCGGCGAUUUGUUCGGUUUACCCUUGGAGAAACCACUGAAAAAGAAACAGCAGUAGCAGCAUAACUUUAGCAGAAGUUCCAUCAAGCAUGAAUAGUACUGGGGAAUCCACAUGCAUGUUAUAGAAGCAUAUGGAAGAUUAUGGGACAGGGAGGGACCAUUGUUGGAAACAGCAACUUAUUCUUCAUCUUAAUAACCAAAUGUGCAAUCGGCAGGGACUUAUUUUCUAAAUCUGUAUCUACAUUGAGGAUACACGAGGACUAAAUUUUGUGUUAAUUCUCUACAGUUUGUAUGCUGAAAAAUAUUAGUGGAUGCAUUUUUGAGUUACAAGUUUUGUAAGUUUCGAAUUACUGAAUUCAUCAAUUCUUGACUCGUUACUUCCCAUAAACAAUCAAUCUGAAACUACAUGGUAUAAGUUGAA
Messenger RNA from Vigna angularis (adzuki bean), 4959 nucleotides. RefSeq names its product polyprotein of EF-Ts, chloroplastic. Gene Ontology annotation, molecular function: protein binding; translation elongation factor activity. Bases 1008 to 4604 code for a protein of 1198 amino acids. The transcript is spliced from 5 exons. Gene Ontology annotation, cellular component: mitochondrial matrix. NCBI's taxonomy places the organism in Eukaryota, Viridiplantae, Streptophyta, Magnoliopsida, Fabales, Fabaceae. Gene Ontology annotation, biological process: mitochondrial translational elongation. The record is from RefSeq and is a predicted model, not a curated record.